CAAACAAGAGAUUUUGUCCCCCUCCAUUUUUCUUCUCUUCUUUUCCUUCCAUUUCUUCCUAUCCAAACAAAGUGUAAAUGAAUUCCAUUAUCUUCUUCACUAUCACUCUUUCAGCUCUGAUCCUCCACUUUUCUCCUUCUAAUUUCAAAAAAAAAAAAAAAAAAAAAAAAAAAAAAAAAAAAAAAAAACAGUUUCAAAACAGAGUAACAUAAACAAUGGCAUCAAUCACCCUUUUUUCUACUAUCAUCAUUGUAAUGAUCUUGGCAAACUGUGGACCCGCGAAUUCGGCUGUAAAUGACAGCAACGGUGGUGAGCAACCGCCGAGAUUUUGUGGAAAAGUAUGGUUGAAUCCAAAGUAUGUAUGCCGUUCAUGCCGUACUGGAAGAACUUGCUGGUGUUUUCUAGAAUUCGAUUGCGGGUAUAACUGUAAAGAAGAAUGCAUGAAGAUGUUCAACACUACAUGCACACUUAAUCCUCCUGCUAAAAAGACUAAUAGGUUUAACCAAUUUGGUUUGAUCUUGGUUAUUACUUUAGCUAUUUUCGUGUUUUUUGGUGGUUUCUUAUCUUUUUGUCAUUUUCGGUUGUCAAAACCAACUCUUUAAGCCUUAACAACUUACUAAUUGUAACCUCGGUUAACAGUUAAUCUAUCUACUUAGAUGUUGCAAACUUUUUAUUUUUUUCUUUUGUAAAAUUCAGUAAUGUAAGUAUGUAACUAUGUAAGGCUAUUAAAGCAAGAAGAGAUGUAAAGAGUUGAGAAACAUUGCUUGUAAUUGGUUUUGAUCAUCCUUCCAAAACUAGGCUCUGCAAGUAAAGAUGACAGUUUGUGUUAGAUUUUGGGAAAACUCCUUAGCCUGGAGUGUGUACCAAUGAAUAAUAUAUAUAGUGUUACAAUACUAGUG
Chenopodium quinoa (quinoa) is the source of this 899-nucleotide messenger RNA. RefSeq lists its product as uncharacterized. Bases 216 to 602 code for a protein of 128 amino acids. Lineage: Eukaryota; Viridiplantae; Streptophyta; Magnoliopsida; Caryophyllales; Amaranthaceae. The record is from RefSeq and is a predicted model, not a curated record. The transcript has 2 exons.